Messenger RNA from Fraxinus pennsylvanica, 2868 nucleotides. Lineage: Eukaryota; Viridiplantae; Streptophyta; Magnoliopsida; Lamiales; Oleaceae. The record is from the annotation of a GenBank genome assembly.
AUGGCGGAAAAAGAUGAAGCUAUGGAGGCUCUGAAAAGGGAGGCUGUGGAUUUGGAAAACAUACCAAUUGAAGAGGUUUUUGAAAAUCUUAGGUGUAGAAAGGAGGGACUCUCAUCUGAGGAUGCUCUCAGAAGGCUCGAAAUCUUUGGUUACAACAAGCUCGAGGAAAAGGAGGAGAAUAAGAUUCUGAAGUUCUUAGGAUUUAUGUGGAAUCCUCUUUCGUGGGUGAUGGAAGCUGCAGCGAUUAUGGCCAUUGCUCUUGCUAAUGGAGGAGGAAAACCACCAGAUUGGCAAGACUUUGUUGGGAUUAUUACUCUUCUGGUGAUCAACUCGACCAUUAGUUUCAUAGAGGAGAACAAUGCUGGUAAUGCUGCUGCAGCUCUCAUGGCUCAUCUUGCUCCCAAAGCUAAAGUUCUACAUGAUGGGAAAUGGAGUGAAGUAGAUGCCUCCGUUCUUGUUCCAGGUGACGUUAUCAGUAUAAAGCUCGGGGAUAUAGUUCCAGCUGAUGCUCGUCUCCUUGAUGGUGAUCCCUUAAAGAUAGACCAGUCUGCUCUCACAGGGGAAUCCCUUCCUGCGACGAAAGGUCCUGGGGAUGGUGUUUAUUCAGGGUCCACAUGCAAACAAGGGGAGAUUGAAGCAGUAGUCAUUGCUACUGGUGUUCAUACUUUCUUUGGCAAGGCUGCCCAUCUUGUUGACUCCACUAAUCAAGUGGGACAUUUUCAGAGGGUUUUGACUGCCAUUGGAAAUUUCUGCAUAUGUUCCAUAGCCGUGGGAAUGAUUGUUGAGAUCAUUGUAAUGUACCCGAUUCAGCAUCGGCCUUAUCGUCCAGGAAUUGAUAAUUUACUUGUGCUUCUUAUUGGAGGAAUUCCAAUUGCAAUGCCAACUGUUCUGUCCGUGACAAUGGCAAUUGGUUCUCACCGUUUAUCGCAGCAGGGAGCCAUCACCAAACGAAUGACUGCCAUAGAAGAAAUGGCCGGCAUGGAUGUACUUUGCAGUGACAAAACUGGAACCUUGACAUUAAACAAAUUAACUGUUGACAAAAAUCUUGUGGAGGUCUUCAAUAAAGGAGUGGAUGCAGAUACAGUUGUUUUAAUGGCUGCCAGAGCUUCUCGGUUGGAAAAUCAAGAUGCUAUUGAUGCUGCUAUAGUGGGGAUGUUGGCCGACCCCAUGGAGGCACGUGCUGGAAUUCAAGAGGUACAUUUCCUGCCUUUCAACCCAACGGAUAAGCGCACAGCUUUGACAUAUAUUGACAGUGAAGGAAAAAUGCAUAGAGUCAGCAAAGGUGCCCCUGAGCAGAUCUUGAAUCUUGCACACAACAAAUCUGAGAUAGAGCGUAGAGUUCACUCUGUGAUUGAUAAGUUUGCUGAGCGAGGGUUGCGGUCUCUUGCAGUAGCUUACCAGGAUGUUCCUGAAGGAAGGAAGGAGAGUCCAGGGGGUCCAUGGCAAUUUGUUGGCCUCCUUUCUCUGUUUGAUCCGCCUAGGCAUGAUAGUGCCGAGACAAUCCAAAGGGCUUUGAAUCUUGGAGUGAACGUUAAGAUGAUUACUGGCGAUCAGUUAGCAAUAGGAAAAGAAACGGGACGUCGUCUGGGGAUGGGAACCAACAUGUAUCCAUCAUCGGCUUUAUUAGGGCAUGACAAAGAUGAGUCCAUUGUUGCUUUGCCUAUUGACGAGCUAAUAGAAAAGGCUGACGGUUUUGCUGGUGUUUUUCCUGAGCAUAAAUAUGAAAUUGUAAAACGUUUGCAAGCUAGAAAACAUAUAUGUGGAAUGACUGGUGAUGGGGUCAAUGAUGCUCCUGCACUAAAGAAGGCAGACAUUGGAAUAGCUGUUGCUGAUGCGACAGAUGCUGCACGAAGUGCUUCUGACAUAGUCCUGACAGAACCUGGUCUCAGUGUUAUCAUUAGUGCUGUUCUAACUAGUCGGGCCAUCUUUCAGAGGAUGAAAAACUACACAAUAUAUGCUGUUUCCAUCACAAUCCGUAUUGUGCUUGGUUUCAUGUUACUUGCACUCAUAUGGAAGUUUGACUUCCCACCCUUCAUGGUUCUCAUAAUUGCCAUCCUUAACGAUGGUACCAUUAUGACAAUAUCGAAGGAUAGGGUGAAACCAUCUCCUUUACCUGACAGCUGGAAGCUCUCCGAGAUUUUUGCGACAGGAAUCAUUCUUGGAGGUUACCUGGCAAUGAUGACAGUCAUCUUCUUCUGGGCAGCAUAUGACACAGACUUUUUCCCUCGUGUAUUUGGGGUUGCAACUCUCGAGAAGGGGGCUCAUGAUGACUUCAAAAAGCUGGCCUCAGCAAUAUACUUGCAAGUGAGUAUCAUCAGUCAAGCCCUCAUAUUUGUGACAAGAUCCAGGAGUUGGUCUUUUGUAGAGCGUCCAGGACUUCUGCUUGUGGGGGCUUUCCUUAUUGCGCAACUGAUUGCUACAUUAAUUGCUGUGUAUGCAAACUGGAAUUUCUCUGCAAUUGAAGGCAUUGGAUGGGGCUGGGCAGGGGUUAUAUGGCUUUAUAACCUCGUAUUUUACUUUCCACUCGAUUUGAUCAAAUUCUUCAUCCGAUAUGUCUUGAGUGGGAGGGCUUGGGAUCUCGUUAUAGACCAAAGGAUUGCGUUUACAAGGAAAAAGGAUUUUGGAAAGGAAGAUCGUGAGCUUAAAUGGGCUCAGGCACAGAGGACUCUCCAUGGUUUGUAUCAACCAGAGACACGGUUUGCUGAUCGUAGUAAUUUCAAUGAGCUUAAUCAGAUUGCUGAAGAGGCGAAGCGGCGAGCUGAGAUAGCAAGGCUAAGAGAACUGACUACACUGAAGGGCCAUGUCGAAUCCGUUGUAAAACUGAAGAAUCUCGACAUAGAAACAAUUCAGCAGUCAUACACAGUUUGA